UCUUCAAUAUCUUUUCAAACUACUUUCUCCAGUCUCCAUGUCUGUUGACGGCGAGGCAAUGUACAUCGUUGAUGCACUUUUGCAGAAUGAGAGCAAAAUUUCGCCAAAAUUUCAUCUAUUAAACAGCAGUUAUGAGUUCUAGAAAAAAGAAAGCUCCUCUGGUCAUCCCCAGCACGGAAAAUAGCAAAAAGGUGUCCCCUUCAAACGCACAGCAGGGGCUUGGUGUAGACAUCACUAAGCUAAUGUCGCCCGCACAGAUAAAUGCAGUGAAAAAACACAUUUCUAGUGGAAAUGCUAAACAAAUCAUCAUCAUACCUAACGACUCACCUUUACCUGCCAACCAGCCAGGCACAAGCACAUCUCAAGUGCUUCUUUCAAUCCCGGAGGCGAAUGCCAGCCAGGGAAAUAUUGCUCAGGCAGACAUAUUGAUAUCCCUGCCAGAAACUCAGACCACAGUGGUUGGCAGCUCUCGGCAGAAAAGCAAACGUGGUCGACCAAACAAAUAUAUUGCUUUGGAUAAUGGAGAUAUUGUUCGGCAAUCCUUGCCACUUAAACAGGGAGAGCAGAAAACUUCUCUUAACAAAAGAAAAUCUGUUGAAGAGAGCAACACAAAAGAAGAAGAAGAAGAAGAAGUGGUAACACCAAAAAGAAGAUCGACACGGACCAGUGCCAACAAGAGCAAAAAAUACGAAGACUUCAGCGACGGGAAUGAUAACAGCGAAGAUGGAGGGGAUCCUUUGAAUACAAAUCUCACACUUAUCACAGCUGAAAAAAUUGAAAUUCCCGUUACUCCUCUGCCAAAACGUAAGAGGGGACGGCCCAAAGUAGUUGACAAUGAUUUUGAGGUUCCUGGGGAACAUAACCCCAAAUCAAGCAGGAAAUCUUCGCUAGCCGAGGAUGAAAACAAUGUGCCACUAUCAAAAAUUGACCUUAAUGAUGUGGUUGUUUGCGGUGCAUGCUGCACACAAAUGCCAAGGAAAACGUACCUUGUGCACAGACUGGCAACACACCAUGGUCUGACAUGGGUGGACGGAGAAGACGAGCCGAUCACGUUUUACAAUUCAGAUCAAAACUAUUUAAAUUAUUUGGGCUCGCUAAUAAGAGAAGCUUUUGUAAAAUACGGUAAAACAUCAUGCAAAAAGACAGUUCUGCCGUGCCAGAAGUGCAAAAAAGCUUGUGCUUCAUAUAUGGGUUACUUAUCUCACUUCACCUUUUGUGGAAUUACUAUUGAUGAGCAUGACAGAAGAAUGUAUCAGUGUCCAAUUUGCGAUAGAAAAGUGACCCCAGCAAGUCGCUACUACCACGACAACACUCACAAAGCAGCAUUAGACUACAUAGAGCCUCCCGAGUUUGUGGAUGUAGGUGUUUCAAAGCGAGCUGCUGCAGUCAAAGCUAGGUCAUUCAUGCAAAAUCUUGGUGAAGAAGCAGGGUCCUAUGAUGAACCUUCAAUUGAAUACACGGUCAUUGAAGUGGAAUCAAAGAAGGGUAUCGCAUGGAAGAGGAAAACUUGGGAAAAGGAUCUACUCACAAAUGGAGUUCUAAAGUGCCGGUACCUUGGCUGCGAUUUCUCUGUUUUUGAUGUUGGCAACUUUGAGAAGCAUAUUUGUGAGACCUGCCCGUUAAAAGCAAAGAUCUUUAUGUGCAGCGAAUGCGAUGUAAAAUAUUUGAGUGAAGCUGAAGUCAUGCAGCACUUUAAAAUUAGUCAUAAAGCUGAUAAAUUAAUAGAAUCCUAUGCCGAUAGAGAUGAAGCAGAUGAGUUAGAGCCAGAAAUCACAAAGGUCAGGUUAAUUAAGCCGAGAAUAAGGCAAGUUGCUCUUCCUGCCAACGACCAGGGUUUCAACAUCUACCAGGGUUCCCUAUUAAGCUGCUUGGCACAGCAGAGAUUGGUCAAAAACAAAGUGCCGUACAGAUCAGCAUUGGAUUGGAUGUUGGAGUUCUGCAUCUUAAAUUACAGUAUGGUAAUUUUGUUCCCUGAGCUUUUCGAGGAUCUCGAAUCGUCAAUACUAAGAGAUCCUGACUCCUAUUUGCCGCUUGCCAAGAACUCAAUUCUAUUCACAAAUUCCAAUUCAACAAAAUUGAAAGCAACCCAAGCAUUCUCAGAGAGUGCCAACUGGAAAUCCCUUGCUUGUCUUGAAGGAGUCAUAACUGAUAAUGUACCCACAAUUUUUGCUGGUGGACCUAUUUUGUCAUUAGCUUGGUGUCCAACGCCUCUGUCUUUGACCUGCAAAGAGCAGUUGCUUGCAAUUUCAUGCCACAGAAGCAUGGAUUCUAAACUGGGUUUCCAAGGAAUACUUCCACAGAAAAGUCUUAUCCAAAUUUGGUCAUUGGGUCAGUUGAGCAAUACCACACAAGCACCAGGAGCUCCAUCUCUUUUUUGUGUCCUGGGCCAUGAAUGGGGAGCUGUGAGACAGCUUGAGUGGUGUCCAUCUGGCUGUUGGGAUGCUGAGAAUGGAAAACUUGGGCUGCUGGCUGCAGCGUGCGCUGAUUCAACAAUCAGGAUCAUUCCUAUCAUCAACAAGAAAUCAAAAUUGCCCUACAUUAAAGCAAAGGCGUCCGUGACUCUAGUUCCUCACCUGAAUCAAGAAAGGCUGAACCAAUGUAUAAGCCUCAAUUGGUAUAAAGGAAAAGGCCACAAUUUUGUUGCCGGAGGCUAUGCAGAUGGCCUGGUUUGUUUCUGGAACUUAAAAACUGAGUCGCCGCUGCUGAAAAUAUCCCACACUGAAAUUCUUCCGUACUUAAAGUUCUUCGCACACCAAGGACCAGUGGUUUCAAUCAAAAUGUAUCCCCAUAAUGGUCCAAAAUUUGUUGCAACAGGUGGACUUGUGGACAAGAACUUCUUGUUGUGGAAUUUGGAAGAAAUAGGCACAAAUCCAAUCCCUCACAACCCUAAAAAAGGCAAAGUUACUGCCAUUGAAUGGCUUCUGAACUGGCCGACUCCAGUUGUUUCAUUUGAAGAUCAGGGCCAGGGAACCUUGGCUGUUCCUCCAAGAAAUUUCAUGGGCCAAUGCAACCUCCUGCCACAAAACUCAUCAACAAGUGACGUUGAAAAAUCCGAUUGGCUUAACUGCAUCGCUCACAGCACUGGUGCUGGAGAAGUUUCAUUAUUCCUCUGCAAUCAGAUGAUCUUUGGAAUGGACAGUGACAAGAACAUCAAAGAGCGGCGGGCCUUGCUGACAAGGACAGUCAUCUCUGAUUCAAUUGUGAAAAGAAGCGAAGAUGGAAAAUUGAAAUGGGAAGACCCCAGCGACUUGUUCAUCGGAAACUACGAGGAGGCGAGUGAACGGGGAGUUGUUUUUAGCGACCGCCUUUUAGAUGCAGAAAAAAAGUGGCCUGCAGGAAGUGAAUCUGCCCAAUCUGGAGAUACAAUGGAUCCCUGUUGCUCUGCCAAUUAUCCUCUUGCCAGUAUUAACAAAAUUGCGUGGAAUGCCAAUGUUUCUAGUUACGGAUGGAUUGCUGUCGGGUAUCAGUGUGGCUUGGUUCGUGUUUUGCACAUUGGAACUAGCGAAUCAGACAAAUUGUUACUAAGUAGUUCUUUGUCAGAUUGCAUGUGAAAAAUUAUUUUAAUCAGAAGUAAGCUCCCAUCCUAAUUUUUUUUUCAAAAUCGUAACUAAAGUUGAAAUUUUAAAUUUUUGUUUGACGAAUAAAAACUGAUAUAAACAAUAUAUUGCAACGAAUUUAAUCAACUUAUUAAUUAAAGCCAAAUUAAUAAAAAAAAAAAAUAUAAUUCAAAUAUUA
Neocloeon triangulifer is the source of this 3735-nucleotide messenger RNA. RefSeq lists its product as uncharacterized. Gene Ontology annotation, cellular component: transcription factor TFIIIC complex. Gene Ontology annotation, biological process: transcription by RNA polymerase III. The transcript is spliced from 11 exons. The record is from RefSeq and is a predicted model, not a curated record. Bases 132 to 3551 code for a protein of 1139 amino acids. Gene Ontology annotation, molecular function: protein binding. NCBI's taxonomy places the organism in Eukaryota, Metazoa, Arthropoda, Insecta, Ephemeroptera, Baetidae.